AUGCGUACGCAAAGAGAUGAUGCUUUGUACGCCCUGAUCAGCAGCUUUGCCUCCUUGCUGUCUGCUCCUCAUCGCCAUACUUCUCGUCUUGGAGGUUGGAGCCUUCCUGUUGUUGCGUUGGACGGGAUGGCGGAUUCGGUGGCCAUCCGAGGUGCCCAGUGGGUGGUGAGCAAGGCGCUGAGCCCACUGUCCGACGGCCUUGUGGAGGCGUGGGCAGCCAGCUCGGCGCUCGGCCCCAACAUCGAAGCCGCCAAGAUGGAGCUGCUCUAUGCGCAGGCUAUGCUCAACAACGCGCGUGGCAGGGAGAUCCACAACCCCGCGCUCACAGAGCUGCUGCAGAAGCUGCGAGGCCUGGCGUACGACGCCGACGAUGUGCUGGACGAGCUGGACUAUUUCCGCAUCCAGGACGAGCUCGAAGGGACCUUCGAGACCGUCGACCAUGGCUGCUUCCACGACCUCGUCCGCGAUGCGCACCACACAACCAAGGCUGCUGCCAAGCAGCUUGAGUGCACCUCCUGCUGCUUCUCUGCUUCCUCCAAGCCAAAACAUGAGGAGUCCUGCAGGUGCAUGCGGCAGCUUACCAACCGUGCUCGCCGCACUGUCUGCUCUAUCGGUAAACGACUCCUCUGCUCUUCUGUUCUACCAGAUGAUGAUGAUGGUAGCCAACCAUGGAAGAAGGGCCCUAAAACACCAAAGUUGGAUUUUGAUAGGGUGAAUGCCUCUAGAAGAAUGAAGCACAUAGCAGAGCAAUUACAACUCAUAUGUGCUAAAGUCUCUACCAUUCUUGAUCUAGAGUUAUUAGGCUCUGCCAUUGCCAAGUUGGAGUUCAUAGGCUCCAGGAGUGGCACUGGCGGUGAUACUACUACAAGCAGGUCCACAACCACCUCAAAAAGUAUAGAGCCUAAAUUGUAUGGGAGGGACCCUGAGAAGAACACAAUUGUAGAAAAUAUUACCAAGGGUGUGCACUACCAUCAAGAUCUAUCCGUUCUUCCUAUAGUUGGUCCCGGGGGCAUAGGAAAGACAACUCUUACACAGUACAUCUACAAUAGCAAAGAAGUGCAAGAUCAUUUCCAAAUUAGAGUUUGGGCAUGUGUAUCCCUUGACUUCAACGUGUAUAGGUUGUCAAAAGAGAUUUUAAAUUCUAUCCCUAAAGUUGAAGAUGAAAAAGGUGAUAGUCAGAUACAGAGUUUGGACCAACUUCAGAAGUUUAUUGAGAAGAGAUUAAAACAAAAAAGGGUUUUAGUUGUUUUGGAUGAUAUAUGGAAGUGCAGUGAUGAAGAGUGGAAAAGGCUGUUAAUUCCAUUUACAAAUUGUCAAGUAAAUGGUAACAUAAUUCUAGUCACAACUCGAUUCUUUGAUGUGGCAGAAAAGGUUAAAACCAAGAAUUGUAAAGUGACACAACUUGAUGGAUUGAAUCCUACAGAAUUCUGGAGUUUCUUUAUGGCAUGUGUGUUUGGGCAUGGUGAAUCCAAUCAAAUGCCAAAAGAAAGUGAAUUGAAUUCAAUUGGACACCAGAUAGUGAAAAAACUGAAAGGUUCUCCUCUAGCAGCCAAAACCGUAGGCAGAUUACUGAGAAAUAAUCCUACUCCAGACUAUUGGACAAGGGUUCUUCAAAGUAAAGAAUGGGAUUUACAAACUAGUGAUUAUGAUAUUAUGCCUGCUUUGAAGCUUAGCUAUGACUACCUCCCUUUUCAUCUCCAGCAGUGCUUCUCCUAUUGUGCCUUGUUUCCUGAGGACUACAAGUUUAGCAAUGAGGAGCUAAUUCGCUUCUGGAUAGGACUAGACAUUCUACAUCCAGAUCACCCGAGCAAAAGAAUCGAAGAUAUAGGGCACAACUACUUAAAUCAGUUGGUCAAUUAUGAGUUUUUCAAAAAAGAAAUAGAUGAGGAGCACACAUACUAUGCUAUGCAUGAUCUGCUACAUGCUUUAGCACUAAAGGUUUCCUCACAGGAAUGUCUACAUAUAGAUUCUUCUAGUGGAACACCUAUAGAAAUACCUCCAUCUGUAUAUCACUUGUCCAUUAUCUUGAGUCUCAAAAAUUGUGAGGAAGGAACUAUCGAAGGAAGUUUCAAGAAAAAACUAGCUGAAAUGGGAAGUAGAUUGAAAACUGAAAACCUCCACACCUUAAUGAUUUUUGGACAAUAUGAUGAAAGCUUUAUUACUAUUUUCAGUGAUAUGUUCAAAGAUGCAAAAUCUCUGCGUGUUGUCCAUUUGUCAACAAUGUUACACCCUGUGGAGUCUAUACUUUACAGCUUCCCAAAACUUGUGCACCUUCGUUACAUAAAGCUUGAGUCAAAUUACAUGAAUGGAUCACAUUUACCGCAGAGCCUCUCAAGAUUUUAUCAUUUAAGGGUCUUGGACAUAGAACAAUGGCAUGGUGCUUGUAGUCUACCUAGGGAUAUGACUAAUCUUUCAAAGUUGCGUCAUUUCCUUGUCCCAUAUGAUGAUGUCCACUCCAAUAUUUCUAAUGUGGGAAAAUUCCGUUGCUUACAACAGUUAAGGUUGUUCAAGGUAAAAAGCCAAAGUGAUGGUUUUAAAUUAAGAGAGUUGGGGGAACUGGCAGAGCUUGGAGGAUCACUAAGCAUAUGCAAUCUUGAGGAUGUACAAGUAAACAUAGCACAUGAAGCAAAGCUAUCAUACAAAAAACACUUACAAAAACUAUCACUGAAUUGGAUGGAUAACAAUAGGAAUACUGACAGAGAAAAUCAAGUACUUGAGAUCCUUCGGCCACAUAGCAAUCUGAGUGGGUUGCAGAUUAAAAAUGGAGGCUCAACUUGCCCAACCUGGCUUGGUACAAGCCUCUCAAUCAAAGGUUUGAAGGCCCUCCGUCUAGAUGGAGUACACUGGAAAAUGCUUCCGCCUCUAGGAGAGUUGUGGCUUAUGGAUGGGUCCGGUCAUGAGUAUUUUGGUUGUACUAAAGUCCAAAACUUUCGGAACUUGAAAAAACUAAAACUAAUUGGGCUACCAAAUUUUAGAAGAUGGGUAGCAAAAGAAGUUUGCCCUAUGUUCUUCUUGGUCGAGGAUACACAAGUGAUCGAAUCUGAAUCUAAUCAGCAGCAGCAAGUAGCAGAGGAAGGUGGAGCUGUACCAUCCAUGGAUCAUCAGCCGCAAGUAGCAGAGGAUCGAGAAGAUGAAGAUGGGAUGCUGCUCCUCCCAUCCCAUCUCUGCAACUCUCUACGGGAACUGAGUCUCGAACGUUGCACGGAGCUUCUCCUAGAUGUUGCUCGUUCUGCUCUUCCCACCAGCCACAGUGAAGAAGCAGGAGGAUGGGGGCUCCAACCCCUGCGCUCCCUCCAGAGACUGGAAAUCUCUGGCUGCCCAAAGUUGUUUUCCGCCUACGAGGCCCUAGCCUGCCUUUUCCCGUCCUCCCUGCAAUACCUCCAAAUUCUAGGCCGUGUGGAGGGCGUGCAGACCCUGGAUUUCUCAAACCUCAACUUUCUCACUCGAUUAAUCAUAUCAGGUUGUGGGGAGGAUUUGAGAUGUGAGGGCGUGUGGCCUCUCCUUACCCAGGGCCAACUUAGUAAAUUAAAUGUUAAUGGAACCCCCAGAUUCUUUGCUGGUUUGGAUUCCAUACUCAAGGGGCUGCAGGACGAACAAGAGCAGCAGCAGCCUCUUCUUCAGCGUUCCUCCAAACUGCAGGAGCUUGUGACGAAGGACUUCACGGGUGUCCUUGUGAAGCCCAUCUGCAGACUCCUCUCUUCCUCCCUCACCAGCCUAUACCUCCAUUCGAACAACGAGGUGGAGCACUUCACAAAGGAGCAAGAGGAGGCCCUUCAGCUCCUCACCUCCCUCCAGCACCUCGUAUUUUGGUGCUGCGAGAAGCUGCAGCGCCUCCCUGCGGGACUACGUAGACUUGAGAGCCUCAAGACAUUACAGAUUGAGCGCUGUCCAUCCAUCCGGUCGCUACCCACGGGCGGCCUCCCCGGUUCACUGCAAGAACUAGAUGUCAGAGACUGCGGCAACGAGAAACUUAAACAGCGGUGCAAGAAGCUAAUAGGAACCACCUCAAAUAUCAAACUACAAUGGUAA
Messenger RNA from Oryza brachyantha (malo sina), 4029 nucleotides. RefSeq names its product putative disease resistance protein RGA4. NCBI's taxonomy places the organism in Eukaryota, Viridiplantae, Streptophyta, Magnoliopsida, Poales, Poaceae. Gene Ontology annotation, biological process: defense response to other organism. The transcript has 6 exons. The record is from RefSeq and is a predicted model, not a curated record. Gene Ontology annotation, molecular function: ADP binding. The coding region runs from base 1 to 4029 and encodes 1342 amino acids.